This is a messenger RNA of Geodia barretti, 1395 nucleotides long. Lineage: Eukaryota; Metazoa; Porifera; Demospongiae; Tetractinellida; Geodiidae. The record is from the annotation of a GenBank genome assembly.
AUGAACGUCAUCUGGAUAGUUUCGGACACCUUCCGGCAAGACCACGUCGGCGCAUACGGCAAUCCAUGGAUUCGAACUCCUUCCCUCGAUGCCCUUGCAGCUGGGUCGGUUCGGUUCGACAGCCACUACUCUGCCGGUUUCCCGACCAUGCCCACCCGUGCCGACCAUCAGACGGGCCGCUGGACGAUGUCCUUCAUGGGGUGGGAGCCUCUUCCCUCCGGGGUGACCACCCUGGCAGAGAUUCUGGCCGGACAAGGCUUUCACACGGCGGCCUCCGUGGACACCCCCUACUACCUCCGGGAUGGAAUGAACUACGACCGGGGCUUUCAGUCCUUCGUUUUCAACCGGGGACAGGACACCUUGUGGUCGCUGAUUCCCCAGCCCGGCUAUCACAAUGAAUCCCUGGAUGUUCGGGCGGCGUGGCGGAAUGAAGCGGACAGAAACGCGCCACAGACCUUCAUGGGCGCCAUGCGCUGGCUGGAGAGGCACUACAAGGAGGACUUUUUCCUGUAUGUCGACACCUGGGACCCCCACGAGCCCUGGGAUGCGCCGUCCUACUACACUGAACUCUACCUGCCGGAUUACGACGGCGAACUCGUCCUGCCCCUCUAUGGAAACUGGCAUGACGUCCCCGGAUACGAAGAGUCCCAGAUGCGCAAGGGGCAUGCCACCUACUGUGGCGAAAUCACAAUGGUAGAUACCUGGGUGGGCUUUCUCCUCAAGUCGGUGGAAAACAUGGGGCUCGCAGAGAAGACGGUGGUCAUAUUCACCACCGACCACGGCUUCUACUUUGGAGAGCACGGCGGCCUGUUCGGCAAGAUGAGUUCGGGCAAGUAUCCGGACGGGACACUGCGGCCGUACGACGAACCCGGUUCCCAGUGGAGUUACUCGCCGCUAUUUGAAGAGAUUGUUCACCUGCCCCUGCUGAUUCGCGCGCCCGAAGUGUCUCCUGGCGCGUACCGGGGUCUGAGUUCCGCCAUCGAUGUCAUGCCCACCGUGCUUGACCUGUUGGGCAUGGAUGUCCCGGACUUUGUGCAAGGCCGUUCACUUGCGCCCGCGUUACGCGAUCCUUCGCAAUCCGGACGCGACUACGUGGUCAGCAGCCUGCCCUUCGCCAACCCGGGCGAUCCGGUUCACUCAGUGGACAACCUGCUCCGCACGCUAACGGAACCACCUGUGACGACCAUCACCUCGGGUGGCUGGAGUCUGCUAUACAGUCCCCUGGAAGGCGUUUCAAAACUGUACAACCUGACCACCGACACGGCUCAGGCCAACAACGUUAUAGAGAAGCAUCUGGACGUGGCAGGGGAACUCCAUCAGAUGCUAGUGGCCUUUAUGCGAGAGACCCAAGUCCCCGACCGCCUGUUGAAGCCUCGCCUGGAAUUGCGAAUGUAG